AUGGUCGAUAUUUUUUUCAGUUUCGGAGCAGAAAUCAUUAAGUUCUCUUGAAAAAUAAAACCGAGUAUUAGAAUCAGAUCAAUAAGCAAUAUGUGCUCUAUGGGACAGUGGUCCGAAUCGAUCGAUUACUGUCACAAUUCAAUCAAAGAUGUGUUUUUAUUCUCUGAUAUUAUCCUUUAUCAAAGUGUCUCUGUUAUAGGAUCAAGCUUAAUCCACGCCAUAAAGAGAUUAUUGAGUCUUAUACUUUUUAAGUAGCAGGAUUAAUGGAUAAAAAAAGAUGAAAAACAGCAACCAUUGCUCCUGAGUGUCGGUCAACUUUAUGAUUUAGCUCAACCAGCGCGUGCAGAACAGCAGAGUCAUCCCAGACACAAAGUGGGUUAUCCCGGUUUAACGUGGGGGUGAGCCGACAGCAGCUCCACAGAGAGGGGAUUCCACGAAGGAUUUAUUUUUGAUAUCUCCAUAAUUCAGUGACAUUCAGUUGAAAUGUGGACAUAAAGUUGUUAAAUCAGGAGGAUGCUGUCUGUGCAGGACACGCCCUGUCGCUGAAAGUGCUCUCUCCAUCGCGAUCAGUCUGCUCGGCUCUACCUAAUCGCAGGCUGAAUGUUUCCCUGCGUUUAAUCCGCUAAAUGACAAGCUGCAAACUUCAGGUUCACAAAAUAUCAGGCUGCCGACCGGUCCUUUUCCUCUGUGCAAGAGCUGCAGCGGACCUUCUCCUGCCGGGGAUCUCUGCAAAGAAAGGAAAGAGAGGCUCUACCUACCGGGCAUGUCUGCUGCUAGAGUGGCUCAUGCGCAGGACACACACCACCACUCCUCAGAGAAGCCCCUGAUCCAGUGCUACAAGUGUGGGGAGCCAUGUAAGGGCGAGGUGCUGCGCGUGCAGAACAAGCACUUUCACCUCAAGUGCUUCACCUGUAAAGUGUGCGGCUGUGACCUCGCUCAGGGGGGCUUCUUCAUGAAGAAUGGAGAUUAUCUGUGCACGCUGGACUACCAACGCAUGCACGGCACCCGCUGCAAUGGCUGCGGGGACUUUGUGGAGGGCGAGGUGGUCACUGCGUUAGGCAAGACGUACCACCCCGCCUGCUUCGUCUGCACCAUCUGCAAACGACCGUUCCCUGCUGGGGACAGGGUGACCUUUAACGGGAAGGACUGUCUGUGUCAGUACUGUGUGGAGCCCAUGUCUCCGGGACCAAAGGACAUCCUGGGCUCCAGCAAUUGUGCAGGAUGUGGUCGAGACAUUAAGAACGGGCAGGCUCUGUUAGCGUUGGACCGACAGUGGCACCUCGGCUGCUUUAAGUGUAAGGCCUGCAGCAAAGUGCUGACCGGGGAGUACAUCAGCAAGGACGGCGCCCCCUACUGUGAGAAGGACUACCAGAUCCACUUUGGAGUUCAGUGUGAGGCGUGUCACCAGUUCAUCACAGGGAAGGUGCUGGAGGCUGGAGAUAAGCACUACCACCCCAGCUGUGCACGAUGCAGCAGGUGCAAUCAGAUGUUCACGGAAGGAGAGGAGAUGUAUCUGCAAGGGUCGACAGUUUGGCAUCCCGGCUGCAAAAACACGACGAGAACAGAGGAGAGACACAGGGAGCGGCUCUUGCCUCCGUCCCUCUUAUUCCUCCAAAAAACACAAAGGCAGCCUACGAGGUCGUCAUCCGAGAGUAUUUGUUCCAGACCUGGUUCAAGCAUACCUGGCUCACCGGGUCACACCAUCUAUGCAAAAGUAGACAAUGAGAUCCUUGAUUACAGAGACCUAGCUGCCAUCCCCAAAGUCAAAGCCAUUUAUGACAUUGAGCGCCCCGAUCUUAUUACCUAUGAACCUUUGUACAGCACCUCCCUGGAAGAGAGGGACGAGAGACAGGAGAGUGUGGGAGAGCUCCACACUGCCAGGAGGGAGCGCUCCCCUUUACCUGAUGACAAGUCCUCAAGAAACAUGUCGCCGACCCCCCCUGGUGAGGGCUCGUACGACAGGAGGGAACGCAUCCUCCAGAGGUCCACCAGUCAGGGCUCCAUAGGAUCACCUGUUUAUAAUCGCCAUGGUUACAUCCCCACCUUGUCACGAUCCCCUCAGCAUUUUCACAGACCAGAGGCUCUGACAGGCAUGCAGAAGCUCUGCUCCUCCCUGUGCAGUAACAGUGUGGGCUCCAGAAAUAGUGACUCCCGCCCCACCUCCCCUUUCAGACACCACUUCCUCCCCCAUAGCCAAGGCACCGACCCCCCGAGCGGCCGGAGCUCCCCCCUCCCGCUCAGGCCCGACAGCCGGCCGAUCACCCCGCCUCUCUGUCUGACCCCUAAACAUUUCCAUCUCCCAGAUCAGGGGAGCAACAUCUACAGGAAGCCACCGAUCUACAAACAGCACGACACUGAUAGAUCAGUUCCCAUGGUUACCAACCUAGAUAUGGCCGCCAUAGCACGCCACAGCAAGGCUGGUGAUGACAUCAUCAGAUCCGCCACCUUCCCCGCUGCCCACGCUCCCUCUCCGGACGACAGCUCGAGGAGCGAGGGUGACUGUUGGCCCUGCUCUCUCGUUGUGUUAGGUUCAGAAGGGAGGCGGCGAUCCAGAGAAGACGAGGAGGAGGAGGCCUUGAAGAGAAAGCAGCUCCAGGAGGAACAUCUCAGUAAGAUCCAGUCUGGUUUGGGGAAGCUCAUUCUGAAAGAGGAGAUGGAAAAGGAGCAGAUCAAGGAGCGUCAUGCUCGAAGCCUCUCAGCUCAGCGAUACGACCCCAAACAGAGCAACUGUGAUGGAGAUCCGACUUCUCCAACCAAAACGAACUCUCUGCCCGGCUAUGGAAGGAACGGGCUGCAUCGGCCCCAGUCGACAGACUUCACUCAGUACAACAGCUACAGCGACAUGUGUGGAGGAGGCAGAGAGUUUCAGGUAUGUCUCUCAUCUGCUUUUUCACAUGGCAUGCCUCCUCACCUUGCAUCAUAGAUUUGCUUGCUCAUGAGUUGCAAGAGACACCUUGACCCGAAUGCACUCCGCCCACUCCUGCUACACGCUUGCAUCACUGUUGGAUUAAAGUCAACUACGGGGCAUGGAGUGCACUGAUUUCACUGCCCGAUCAUGCACCGCCCCGUAGCUGAGCCAGUGUUCUGUAAAUGCAAUGUACAGCCAUCGCCUCAUGUCUUGUUCUGUGUGUUGUUUACCAGUGUUAUGACUCAAGCUAAAUGUCACAUAUUUUCACCAUAGAAGUAAAAUCUGCAGAAACAUUCAGAGAACAUGUAAACCACUGCCCAUCUUUAUACUGAAGAUACCGACACAGUA
Labrus mixtus (cuckoo wrasse) is the source of this 3256-nucleotide messenger RNA. RefSeq names its product actin binding LIM protein 1a (gene ablim1a). Gene Ontology annotation, biological process: lamellipodium assembly; cilium assembly. Gene Ontology annotation, molecular function: actin filament binding. The transcript is spliced from 23 exons. NCBI's taxonomy places the organism in Eukaryota, Metazoa, Chordata, Actinopteri, Labriformes, Labridae. Gene Ontology annotation, cellular component: stress fiber; actin cytoskeleton. The coding region runs from base 764 to 2923 and encodes 719 amino acids. The record is from RefSeq and is a predicted model, not a curated record.